Lindgomyces ingoldianus is the source of this 8135-nucleotide messenger RNA. RefSeq names its product polyketide synthase. The record is from RefSeq and is a predicted model, not a curated record. Lineage: Eukaryota; Fungi; Ascomycota; Dothideomycetes; Pleosporales; Lindgomycetaceae. Gene Ontology annotation, biological process: secondary metabolite biosynthetic process; fatty acid biosynthetic process. The transcript has 16 exons. Gene Ontology annotation, molecular function: 3-oxoacyl-[acyl-carrier-protein] synthase activity; fatty acid synthase activity; oxidoreductase activity. Bases 61 to 7965 code for a protein of 2634 amino acids.
CAAACCCUCAGCAGAGUUAUCUCGUGUUUUCAAUCCCUUCGUAUAUCGUCAAUUUUCCUCAUGAAUAUGUCCAAUCAUGUUGAAGCUCCUGCGCCUGAAAAUGAAUACGGGCCCUCAAAUUCCGUGGCUAUCGUCGGAAUGGGAUGUCGGUGGCCUGGUGGUGUAUCCACUCCAACCCAACUGUGGGAUAUGCUAGCAGAAGAGAGAUCUGGAUACCAGGAGUUCAAUGAUCAAAGGAUGCACCUUCCUGGGUUCUACCACCCAAAUCCCCAACGCCCGGGUAGUGUACCUACUCGAGGUGCAUAUCUCCUUCAAGAGGAUCCGAAACUGUUUGACUACGCAUUAUUUAGUGUAACUCCCACGGAGACGCUCACUUUGGACCCAUCACACAGAAAAUUGUUGGAAGUAGUCUUUGAGGCUUUCGAAAAUGCUGGAGAACCCUGGGAGAAGUUCUCCGGCUCCCGAACGGGUGUGUUUGUUGGGAACUUUACAGCUGACCACAACCUCAUGCAAAGCCGCGAUUCCGACAACCCGCUACAAUACGCCAUAACUGGGGGUAGUAAUAGUAUUCUGAGUAAUCGCAUCAACUAUUUAUUCAACUUGCGUGGCCCGAGUCUAACGCUCGAUACUGCCUGUUCUUCUUCACUAUACGCCCUUCAUUUCGCUGUUAAUGCGAUUAAGAAUGGAGACUGCGAUUCUGCAAUUGUUGGAGCUGGCAAUAUCAUUUUGGGACCUGAUUUACACCUCCUGCUUUCGAAAUUGGGUGCUCUAUCGCCGACUUCAACUUGCCAUACAUUUGAUUCGACCGCAGAUGGUUAUGCCCGAGGCGAAGGGUUUGCCGCGUUCUAUUUAAAGAAAACAUCAGAUGCCGUGGCAGGCUCAUAUCCAAUUCGGGCAGUGAUACGGGGUACUGCAGUGAAUUCAAAUGGUCGCACUGCUGGAAUCACUCACCCUAGUACCGAGAGCCAAGAGGCAGUGAUCCGUGAAGCAUACGCAAAUGCCAAUCUGGAGCCUAGAAUGACUGGUUACUUCGAAGCGCAUGGAACCGGAACCCAGGUUGGUGAUCCGAUUGAAGUUUCUGCCAUUGGGCGAGUGUUUUCAACUGAAACGAACGUGAGCAUACUUGGAAUCGGCUCAAUUAAGUCCAACAUUGGACAUACGGAAGCCGCGAGUGGCAUGGCUGGAUUAAUGAAAAGUGUCCUUGCCUUAGAGACUGGACUGAUACCCUCAACCAUUAACAUCAACGAGCUUAACCCCCGAAUCAACUUCAACGAGGCGCGGGUAAGACCUGUAACUAAAUUGGAGCCCUGGCCAAAGGAUAAGCUUCGUAGGGUUAGUAUAAAUUCAUUUGGAUACGGGGGGGCAAACGGCCACUGUAUUCUGGACGACGUUUCCGUCGCACUGCCGGACUACUUCAAAGGUGGGACCCGCAAGACACUCUGUUCUCACCCUCGUAACGGUUUCACGGAUAAAUUCACCCCAAGUUGUGGUCAAGUGAACGGAGCAAAUCAUCAACAAACACAUGAUGCUUCAACACCAAGCACCAAAUGUUCUCUUGAAAUGCCCUUGGAUUAUCGUUGGAGGCGCUCAUCAUCAUUAGUACGUGGAUCCCACACGAGCACUAGACGUCUGGUUCUACUGCCAUUCUCAGCUCAUGAACCCAAUGCACUUAGUGGGAACAUGCAAGCCAUUUCUAGCGUCAUAAAUGAGUACCGACUAGCAGAUUUGGCCUAUACAUUGACUGCUAGACGUUCUAAGUUCAAAAAUCGCACUUACCGAAUUGUUAAGCCUGAGAAAUCUUUCACGAGUUUAGAUAUGAAGACUCCUGUUCCCACUAUUCAGGUAACUGCGCAGAGACCCAAUAUUGGUUUUAUUUUCACCGGACAAGGAGCUCAGUGGGACGGUAUGGGAGCCCAUUUGUUCGAGUACGAGGUCUUCCGCAACUCGAUUGAGUAUCAAGACUUAAUACUUUCAAACUUGACUAAUCGGCCAUCCUGGACCCUCAAGGAUAUCCUGUCCACAAACCUUCCAGGAAAGUUGCAUGAACCUUUAAUUUCACAGACAGUGUGUACUGCUCUUCAGAUUGGACUCAUCGACCUUCUUUCCUCCUGGAAAGUUCAGAGUGUCGCAGCUGUCGGUCAUUCUUCAGGUGAGAUUGCAGCCGCAUAUUCAGCUGGAUUCGUCACUGCAGCGGAGGCAAUCACAAUUGCUUAUUGUCGCGGACUCGCGGUUGAUACUAACAAGAGAAGCGGCCUCAUGCUAGCCGUCGAGCUUGGAUAUGGCGAUAUCGAAUCUUAUCUUGAUGAUUUUAGGCUUAGCGUCAAGGUUGCAGCUAUCAAUUCCCCACAAAGCGUUACUAUUUCGGGAGAUACAGACUCGGUCAUGGAGCUAUUCGAAACACUUCGGGUUAAAGGAGUAUUCAGUAGGUUCCUGCAGACUGGACGGAACGCAUACCAUUCCCAUCACAUGGCUGUGGUUGGUCAGCACUAUGAAGAGGUUCUCUGCAAGGCUUUGAAGGAAUUACGUGAACGGGACCUGCUCUGUUUAGAGGACCGCUAUCCCCAAGCCAGCUGGUUUUCAUCCACUAUACCAGGCAUGAAGACUAACAAGAUCCCCGUAAGUCCUUCGUAUUGGCGACAGAAUUUACAAUCACCAGUCCAGUUUACGCGCGCUGUAGAGGAUAUGCUGUCCUCUCCCGCACACCGUGUCGAUAUUCUGGUUGAAGUUGGACCCCAUUCGGCUCUAAAGACACCAUUGCAUCAAAUCUGGUCAGGAAUGGGAAGAAGUGCGUCUGACUUCUACUUCUCCACACUGAGAAGGCAGGAAGAUGGUCUGCGAAACAUGCUCUCUCUAUGUGGGAAUCUGUUCUGCAUGGAUGCGGCAAUUGAUCUUACCAUUGUUAAUGCCAUCGACCAAGUGGACGAAGAAGGGCUGCGGUAUCUUCAUGGGUCUGUGUGUGUUGACCUCCCAAAAUACUCUUACUGCUAUGGCCCAGUAUUAUAUCAUGAAAAUCGCUUUCACCGAGAAUUUCGACUCCGAAGUCACCUUUGCCAUGAUAUACUAGGAGCUAAGCAACUAGGAUGUUCCAAACUUCGACCGAGUUGGCGUAAUAUGCUUCGAAUAAAAGAUAUCCCUUGGCUCAGCCAUCACAGGCUCCUUCAGCAGACAGUGUUCCCUGCCUCAGGGUAUAUCUGCAUGGCAAUUGAAGCGGCUGCACAAUUUUUCUCCGAUGAAAAUACAACGGUCAUGCCGGUUGGCUUCACGAUCCGAAAUCUAUCCCUUAUUUCGGUAAUGGCCAUUCCAGAUGAUGAUAUUGGUAUUGAAGUGAUCUUGGAUCUGGAUGCAUCCAAACUUGCUAUCUCCAAGAAAACCUCAACUUGGUACACCUUCAAGAUCAGCUCCGUGGCUUCAAGGACCGACACAUGGACAGAACAUUGUUCAGGAAUCAUUAUACCGCAUACAGCAAAGUAUGAUUCACCUACCAUACCUAGCGUUAUGGACACCCGGGUUUUAAGCAAUUCAGGAUGGUACGACAAGCUGAGUGAAGUUGGUCUGAAGUAUGGUGCGAGUUUCCAAGGCCUAUCUGAAAUGAAAGCCGACCCACUUAAAAAUGUUGCGCAAGCGAAGGUUCAGCUUCAAACUACAGCUGCACUUUUCAAUGGACCCGAGUCUCCAUAUUUUGUCCACCCGGCUUCACUGGACAUGUGUGCUCAACUAGCGCUCAUCGCAGCACAUGGGGGCCAAGUCGAGCAAAUGAGCACAGCCUAUGUGCCCUCUUUCGUUGGAGAAAUGACACUCUGGGUACCGGAAGUCCAAGAUGCUUCCUAUGGUAUCGCUGUCGCACGAGGAGAACGUCACGGUUUGCGAGGAGCUCAUGCCCAGGUUCAAUUGAGGAGCUCAACUGGAAAUGUCCUCGUCAAUAUUGCGGACAUCCACUGUACAGCGUAUUCUGGAGGCAAAAGGAAAAAAGCCGUGAUGGGCCAUCCUCAAACACCAUACAUGCGUCUUAUCUGGAAACCUUGUUUGGAAAAUUUGAGCAAACAGCAAGCGCGAUCGAUGUUUCCACCAACAUCCGCAAGCGAUAGUAUCAAAAGCACUUUCGAGGAUAUCGACCGCUUGGGCAGCCUCAUGGUCAAAGAAAUUGCCUGUCGAUACGGUUCGCAGCUGGAUAAACGCAAACUCCCUGAUCAUCUCCACAAAUUUCUUACCUGGGCCACAAUGGCUGCACGGCGGGAAUUAACGGAAACUGGGCAAGAUACGUUGUCAUCGAGCUCAAGUCCCGCCCAGAUAAUCGAUGAAUUAUGUUCUAAGCUCCAUGAUGUUGUCGAGAUUCCCAUCUCUAAACGCAUCUUCGACAAUCUCCACGAUAUUCUUUCAGGGCAUAAAUCAGGACUCGAGCUGGUCCGCCAGGAUGAGUUACAUUCCAAAAUGUACAAUGCUGGCUUCGGAAUAUCCGCAGCGUAUGUCCAAUUAGCGCACCUCAUCGAACUCCUGGCGCACAGGAAUCCCCACAUGAAUAUCCUAGAGAUUGGGGCGGGCACUGGUGGAGCAUCUCGUGUUGCUCUUAAAAAGCUCGACGCUGAGACUUACCUUCGACGGUAUCGCGCAUACACUUUCACAGAUGUGUCGAGUGGCUACUUCUUAGAUGCUCAGACCGAGUUCUCGAAAUGUCAUAAGCUUAUUUUUGGUGUAUUGGACAUUGAACAGGAUCCGUCAAGCCAAGGUUUUCAACCUGUCUACGAUUUGGUCAUUGCUUCAUGCUCUUUACACGUUACAAGAGAUGUCGAUCUCACGCUGCGAAAUGCCCGAUCCUUACUAAAGCCCGGAGGGAAGCUGCUUAUCUUGGAGUGCACUCAACCGAAGAUCACCCACGGGCUAGUUCUGGGGACGCUACCAGACUAUUGGGUUGGGACGGGGAACAGCCGUACUGAUAGUCCAUUUUUACCUACGAAUGGGUGGCAUGAAAGGCUCCUACGAACAGGAUUCUCCGGAAUCGAAAUCGAUCUUAGCGACUAUGCACAACCGUACACGAUGAUUUCCGCAUUUCUCACAACAGCAAUUGGUCAUGAGACCUCGAGGGUUGCUCGUGAAAUUCCUUCGUCAUUGCCGAGCCAGUCAGUUGUUAGCGUAAUCUCGUACCUAGGCCCAGAUUCUCGCUCUGAUAUAAGAGCAUUCCAAAGACGCGCAAACGAGCUGUUUUCCUACUCGACGUACCACUUCAUUGAUGAUUUUGGUUAUCUUCCCGAUGACUCAAGGGUGAUCGUUUUCUCUGGAGAAGGCCCAUGGUUGAUUAAUAACCGAAAGAGAUUCGAACAGAUCAAGAAGAUCCUUACAAAAUCACGCUCAGUACUCUGGAUCAGUGUUCAGGAUGAGGUUAAUGGAUCGUACCCGUAUCACGGAGUGACGGAUGGACUCCUCAGAGUUCUUUCUGCCGAAACCAGCUCUAUUGUCUAUGCCAGCGUUAACCUGAGCAAAAGAGAUCUAGAGAGCUCUGAGUUGAUGGAGCAAAUCGCGCGUCUCGAAGAUAAUCUACAAAGAAGGUCCAAUGAUGCCGUUCGGGACACAGAGUAUAGAGUUCUUGGCGGCGUUAUUCACUUAAGUAGACUGAUACCUGAUUGCGAGUUCAACGAGCGCUGGUUAGAGUCUCAAACUUCCUCGGAUCCAAAAUUCCUGCCAAUUGAAGACCAACCUCCACUAGGCGUCUCCUUUCAGACUCCUGGCAUUCUCAGUUCAAUAUGUUUCGAAGAGGAUAAAGCCUUCUGGAAGCCAUUGAAAGACGAUCAGAUCGAAAUUCGCACAGUUGCUGUUGGUUUAAACUGGAAGGAUUUGGCUGUAUCUGCAGGGCGGCUCGACUUGGACAACUUCAGCUCGGAGUGUGCUGGUAUCGUCACGAAAUUGGGCAAAUCUGUCAGGGCGUUCCAAGUCGGUGAUAGAGUCUACGGAAUCUCAAAGGGCAAGUUCGGCAACUAUAUGCGACUUUAUGACACUCUCACGCAACAUAUGCAGUCAGACAAUUUUGCGGAAGGAGCAACCCUGCCAGUAGUCUAUAUGACUGUACUCUAUGCAUUCAACUACCUCGCCCAUCUAACAAAGAGAGAUAAGGUGUUGAUUCAAUCGGCCGCUGGAGGAGUUGGUAUUGCAGCGAUUCGCUUCGCCAGGCACCUCAAGGCUGAAAUAUUUGCUACUGUCGGAACUGAAGCGAAACGCGCUUUUCUCCGAGAAUCAUACUGCAUACCGGAUUCACAUAUCUUCUCUUCCAAAACUCCACCGGAUGUUGCUACAGUAAUGAAAGCAACCCAAGGUUCUGGGUUUGACGUUAUAUUGAGUACUACAUCGGGCGACGUUUUCAACGAAACACUGCGAUAUAUGGCAUCUGGAGGCCGUUUCAUCGAUCUGGGACGCGUUGAUGUGCAAAAUCAUGGCUCCAUGUCUUUGGAGGCUUUCAGACGCAACGCAACAUUCUCGUCUUUCGACCUGGGUGUCCUAAUUGAGGACAAACCAGAAUUCUGCGGCAGGCUUCUUGGACAGGUUAACAACAUGUUGCGCGAUGGUGUCAUACAACCAAUAUCACCGAUUAGGACUUUUGAUGUCUCUCAGUUAGCUCCCGCGUUGACUUAUCUUUCCAUGGGAAAUCAUAUUGGAAAGGUUGUUAUUACUUAUGAAGACUCAGCAGCCCAGGUCAAUAUGGUACCACCAACUACUAAAGUGCUCUUCAAUGCGGACUCGAAUUAUAUACUGGCAGGGGGGCUCGGGGGGCUGGGAAGAAGCAUUUUAUCCUGGAUGAUAGAGAGAGGAGCAAAGAAUUUUAUCAUCUUGUCAAGGUCUAGCCCGGAAACCUCGGAAAAGAACUCCUUCUUGGCCGAUGUGAUAUCUAGGGGCUGUUGCAUAAAACACAUAUGUUGUGAUAUAUCUGACAAAAUUCAGGUGGAAUCUGCCAUCGCUCAAGCCUCCGAGUCUGGAGUUGUCAACGGUAUCGUUCACACAGCAGUAUCACUUCAGGACAAAAUUUUCGACUCUCUUUCAUUCUCCGAAUGGGAACGUGGCCUCGCAGUCAAAGUGAAUGGCACCAUCAACCUUCACAACGCAUCACUACAUCUGCCCCUCGAUUUCUUCGUCUUGCUCAGCUCUAUUUCCGCUCAAGUCGCCCUACCUACACAGUCUACUUACUGUGCUUCUAAUGGUUUCCAAAAUGAAUUUGCAAGGUACCGUCGAAGCCAGGGAUUACCAGGAACAUCCGUGGAGUUCGGCUUGAUAGAAGAAGUGGGAGAGCUGGGGCAGAACACGGUGUACCGAAAUGCUGCGUUGCGCAAUGGACUUUAUCAUACGAGUGAAUUUGAGUUUCUGCAGCACCUCGAAUACGCAUUCUCAAAGCUAAAUUGCCAGAGGCAUGAAAGAGAAUGGGCUCGAUACGACCCUUUUGCUGAUGCGCAUUUGAUCACUUCUUUAGAUCCCUCCAGGUUGUCGCAACACGAAAAGGCACAACGCAAAGAGAAGACUGACCAGAAUGAUGAGCCCUCAUCCAACCCGUGGUGGCACCUCAAUGCUAGAUUCUCGCACAUAGUCCAAGCGAUGGACAAUCUUGAUAACUUAGACGGAAGCCUACCUGCAACAACGAAUACCCCUACGGAAUCAAGCAAGCGUUCCUGCUCUGCACUUUUACAACUGGAUCCUCUUAUUGAGUCCGGCAAACUAGAAGACGCCGUUUCUUCAGUCACGGAAGUGAUCGUUAGGCGCAUGGCGGACAUGCUGUUCAUAUCCGCAGCUGGAAUUCAAUCCACCAAGGGUAUUGCGGAGUAUGGGAUGGAUAGCUUGAUUGCCGCUGAGCUGCGGAAUUGGUUCAUAAGUACUUACAAGUGUACGAUCUCCUUCAUGAAGCUACUUGAUUCGGCCACUAGUAUCGGCGAUCUGGCUGAGAUCGUGGUGAAAGGGAGAUUAGAAACCCUUAGUGAGAAAUUAGGUGACUGAAAGUGCAGGGGGUUUCGAAGCAGUUUAUCAUUGAAACUAAAGGGAUCGCCGAAUUGUUAAAUUGGGUAUUAUGUAGAAUAAGUUAAAUGAUGACAACUCUGGAAUCUGGAUUUGGAAAUAUCUCCAAUUUUGCUACAGGAAAUGUAGAUAAACUAGCGCGCAAUAUCCUC